AUGCCUAAGAAGAUGAAAAAUGCAUACGAGAUGACUCUUAAUGAUGACAACACUUUGAGUCCAAUAAUGAAAUCACAACCAGUCAUGUUUUCGGGUCAAACUAGCAAUGUUGGUGCAACGCGCACAAGUGUUAGGAGCAGCAGUGCUGCUCUUGAUGCAGCCAUCGAACAUGAAAUACGGAUGGGUACAUUAGACCCCAACAUGGACAAGAAAGCCAUGAGAAGGAUCAUCUCAAAUCGUUAUGCUGCAAAGAAGUCUCAUGACAAAAUGAUAAACAAAAUGCAUGAAUUAGAGAAAAAUCGAAAAGACUUGGAGAACACUAUAGCUACCCUCCAACCUCAGAUUGAACAUGAAAGUCAACUUCUAUCCCAUUUGAGGAUUGAGAACCAACUGUUGGCCCAGCAAUUGCAUUUUCAUAUUGAUUUAAACCAUAAGAAAGAAGCCCAAAUUGCUGAGAAAACAAUGGAGAGACAAUGGUUGAGGGGAUUACUCAACAUGCAAGUGCAGCAACAACCUGGCAAUGGAGGAACUGAUGUGUUUGACCUUCAGGAUUUUGACCCUAAUAAUUUCCCAUAUGUUUCCAAAUCUCAACCAUAUUAG
Messenger RNA from Lactuca saligna, 600 nucleotides. The record is from the annotation of a GenBank genome assembly. NCBI's taxonomy places the organism in Eukaryota, Viridiplantae, Streptophyta, Magnoliopsida, Asterales, Asteraceae.